AUGAGUGUCGAUGAGAGCGUGGCGAUACAAGGGUUUGGAAAUCAGGGUACGCAGAGUUGGUUCCAUAGCCAGGAGGUGGAUGUCAUGAUUGAUUCGCCGGUGGUGUGUAAAGCGUGGAGGGAGGGGGUUGAGAGAAAUCAGAACACAGCUACAUAUGGUCGCACAGCCAACGGCGGGUGCUGGUAUAACAAAGAUGGAGCACUGGCGGCGGGUAGCUACGGCACGAACGCAGGUAAAUUUUCUUGGGCGAAAGGGAUCAUGGGCACGUUGAAAAAAGCUGAGGGCAAGUAG
Messenger RNA from Fulvia fulva, 291 nucleotides. RefSeq lists its product as uncharacterized. NCBI's taxonomy places the organism in Eukaryota, Fungi, Ascomycota, Dothideomycetes, Mycosphaerellales, Mycosphaerellaceae. The record is from RefSeq and is a predicted model, not a curated record. The transcript has 2 exons. The coding region runs from base 1 to 291 and encodes 96 amino acids.